This is a messenger RNA of Cladocopium goreaui, 1785 nucleotides long. Lineage: Eukaryota; Dinophyceae; Suessiales; Symbiodiniaceae. The record is from the annotation of a GenBank genome assembly.
AUGUCGUCCGAAGCGGCUGGAAAUUUGCCUGGGCCUAGCGCAGACCGUGACUAUUCGUGGGUCACGUAUCGAAGGGGCAGCGAAAGGUACAACAACAAAAGUGACUCUGUGCUGAACAUGAUGGCUCCGUUUUUGAACACGAUGGUACGGAUGGAAGCCAAGAUGGACGACUAUCCCCAAAAGGUCGACCAGUUGCCCCAGAAAAUGCUUGACACAUCCACGCCGGACAAGUUGGAUGGCAUCAUGGAGAAGGUCGAGCAGAUGUCACAGAAGAUGAUUGACACAUCCAUGCCGGACAAGUUGGAUGGCAUCAUACAGAAGGUCGACCAGUUGCCCCAGAAAAUGCUUGACACAUCCACGCCGGACAAGUUGGAUGGCAUCAUGGAGAAGGUCGAGCAGAUGUCACAGAAGAUGAUUGACACAUCCAUGCCGGAUAAGGUGGAUGGCAUCAUACAGAAGGUCGGCCAGUUGCUCGAGAAAAUGCUUGACACAUCCACGCCGGACAAGUUGGGUGGCAUCAUGGAGAAGGUCGAGCAGAUGUCACAGAAGAUGAUUGACACGUCCAUGCCGGACAAGUUGGAUGGCAUCAUACAGAAGGUCGACCAGUUGCCCCAGCAAAUGCUUGACACAUCCACGCCGGACAAGUUGGAGGAGAUCAUGCAGAAGGUCGAGCAGAUGUCACAGAAGAUGACUGACACAUCCAUGCCGGACAAGUUGGAUGGCAUCAUACAGAAGAUCGGCCAGUUGCUCGAGAAAAUGCUUGACACAUCCAUGCCGGACAAGUUGGAUGGCAUCAUGCAGAAGAUCGAGCAGAUGUCACAGGAGAUGAUUGACACAUCCAUGAGGGACAAGUUGGAUGGCAUCAUGGAGAGGGUCGAGCAGAUGUCACAGAAGAUGAUUGACACAUCCAUGCCGGACAAGUUGGAUGGCAUCAUGGAGAAGGUCGAGCAGAUGUCACAGGAGAUGAUUGACACAUCCAUGAGGGACAAGUUGCAUGGCAUCAUGGAGAAGGUCGAGCAGAUAUCACAGAAGAUGAUCGACACAUCCAUGCCGGACAAGUUGGAUGGCAUCAUACAGAAGGUCGACCAGUUGGCCCAUCAAAUGCUUGACACAUCCACGCCGGACAAUUUGGAUGGCAUCAUGGAGAAGGUCGAGCAGAUGUUACAGAAGAUGAUUGACACAUCCAUGCCGGACAAGUUGGAUGGCAUCAUACAGAAGGUCGACCAGUUGCCCCAGCAAAUGCUUGACACAUCCACGCCGGACAAGUUGGAGGAGAUCAUGCAGAAGGUCGAGCAGAUGUCACAGAAGAUGACUGACACAUCCAUGCCGGACAAGUUGGAUGGCAUCAUACAGAAGAUCGGCCAGUUGCUCGAGAAAAUGCUUGACACAUCCAUGCCGGACAAGUUGGAUGGCAUCAUGCAGAAGAUCGAGCAGAUGUCACAGGAGAUGAUUGACACAUCCAUGAGGGACAAGUUGGAUGGCAUCAUGGCGAAGGUCGAGCAGAUGUCACAGAAGAUGAUUGACACAUCCAUGCCGGACAAGUUGGAUGGCAUCAUGGAGAAGGUCGAGCAGAUGUCACAGAAGAUGAUUGACACAUCCAUGCCGGACAAGUUGGAUGGCAUCAUACAGAAGGUCGACCAGUUGCCCCAGAAAAUGCUUGACACAUCCACGCCGGACAAGUUGGAUGGCAUCAUACAGAAGGUCGACCAGUUGGCCCAUAAAAUGCUUGACACAUCCACGCCGGACAAGUUGGAUGGCAUCAUGGAGAAGGUCGAGCAGAUGUGA